Porites lobata is the source of this 5944-nucleotide messenger RNA. The record is from the annotation of a GenBank genome assembly. Lineage: Eukaryota; Metazoa; Cnidaria; Anthozoa; Scleractinia; Poritidae.
AUGGGAUGUCGAGUUCUUCAAAUCUUCAAACAACGUUCCGUCAAAAAAGCCAUCUUCCUUGGCACUGUUAUAUUAACCUUCCAUAUUAUAUCGAUACUAUACAACUUGGUCGGGAGCAAUACACCUUUCUUUGAAAACCAUGAACAUGACAUACGACAUUUUCACCAACAGUGGUGUAGAAUGCAAGGAUGGCGGGUAGACUGGGAGACAGUGGUUAAACCGUGUGCUGGGAAAGUAGCCUGGGACGAACGAAAAGUAAACUCCAAAUUGAGGACUGAUGCGAGUAACAGUUUUAUUAAGAAAUGGGAGAUACAACCUGCAGGUAGAUAACGGAUACAAAUUCUGAACCUUCACUCUUGUAACAUUGGCCUCUAACGUAUUGAAAGGCAAUCUCUAUUGAAUAGAGAAGGGAAGUGAUGACGUCACAAAAACUAAAUUUGUGAUAUUAUGGGAUAGGCUAGCAUAUCCAGAAAGAACAAAAAGAAAAAGUCCACCUGGCCACAAAAGCAUUGUUUUGCUUCCACGACUCCAUAUAAAUCCUUUCUGGAUAUGCAAACCAAUUGCCAUAUUCACAAAUUUGAAUUUUUGUGACGUCACACUUCCCCUCCCUAUAAGCCCCUCAUUGAAGCCUUUGCAAGGCACGAAUAUAACAAACGUAGAGUCCCCCAAGCAAAAUUUUGAAAUAAAAGUCAGAAUUGCUAAGUAGACCAUUUGAAUGAGGAUGACGUCACUACGUGACUGCUUCUUCCAGAAUCCUUCAGAGUUUUGCUUUCUUGUGUAAAUUUAUUAAAUCCUCUGUGGGAUUUCUAAGUUAAAGAUGAACGGAAAAACGAAAUGGAUUUGCAGUUUUUCUUUCCAGUUCUUUUUCCAUCAAGUUGUGAACUUAAGCGACAAUGUUAAAGUGGUAAUGGUAAAUGCCUUUUUAUAGCGAAAGUCCUCUUAGCUGCACCAGCUACCUCCGUGCAUUCCACCCAGAUAAUUUGAAACAAAUAAUGCAAAUGUAAUAUAGCACUACAAAGAAACGCAGCAAGCAACAGUCAGCGCCAGAUGGCUAUUUUACAAUCGUCGGGAAGACCGAAACAAAUGCAAUUAGUGGUCAGGAGACUCAAACUCGGGACCGCUGGAUUGUGAGUCCUCCGCGCUGAUCAUUUGGCCACGCUGCCUUAGUCCAAAAUGUUAGAGUAACUUAGAGUUGUAUUCAGUUUAUACAAUGAAUAUUUCUUAACAGUACAGUCGAACCGCCAAUAAGAGACCACCCAAAAUACAAAGACUGGGUGGUCGCUUACAAGAAUCGAACCACAUGGGGCCUCUCCCAAGAAGAGUUCGGGGCACAUCUACUUUAAGAUGGAAUAUGUGUAGUUCCAUGUUGUCACUAGAGUUCUUCGUAUCGUCUUAGUAGCAUAGUGCACAUAACGAACAUAGAGAUGAGAGAAUGCUUCAAGUGGUAGCAUUACAAGAGGUUAAAAACCAUGCAGAAUCUUUAACCCUCAGUCCCAAAAGGUGGUCGCGGUCGCGGUCGCUUACAGGACGUGGUCGUUUACUAGAGGUUCCAACUGUAAGGCUUUGACUGGUAAAAUUUUGGUGUUUUGGACUGGCGGUCGCCUAUGGAAGGUGGUCGCUUACGUGAGGUAGUCGCACAUGGAGGUUUGACUGAUUUUCUUUUCCUGUUAGGUCACUUUAGUCGUUUCUUCAUUCAGUCUGUUACAAGUGAUGGCGUUUAUAAGAAUUUUGGUGGCGAUGCGUGGCGAGUGCACAUCAGACAAGGCCCAGCAUCCCUUGCGCCACAAGUGUGGGACUAUGACAACGGAAUGUAUGAAGUGGUAUUUUUGGUUAUGGAACCGGGUACUUACUCCGCCCAGAUCACCCUGGAUUUCACUCUUUGUGACGGCCUUCGUGAGCCGCCUGUGGACUGGUUCAUAAAAGGUUCGAAACUAAUUUAAACAAUUUUUUUAACCAAUAUUGCAUUCUAGCAGAAUUUAAGGCAGCUCAUGAAAUUGAAGACUUAACUUUCUCUCCCUGCUGGAAUUCAUUUAUUAAAUGCGGCCUGAGCUUCGCAUCGGCAUUUUGUGUGGAGAUCAGUUUGAUUUUAGCUCAGGUUGUCUAAAUAUCCAGAAAAGCUUUGAAUUCGUGACAGUGUCACUUCAACAUAAAAAAAAUAGGAGAUAAAAUUAUUACCUUAUAAGUCAAUAGCUAGAACAGUUAUAUUUUUAAUACCUCAAAACACAGGGACAGUUCAAGGAAAAUACCAACCAGAUGGAAUCCUGGGAUACAUUGGCGAAGACUACAUACUGGAACCGAUUGAAGGAAAGACGGCAAUUACGUUUUCUGUCCCGGAAACCUCGCAUAACAUACAGGGCUUUAUACCAGGUAAAAGUCUACCUUGUUAUUGGAACCGGAUCGAGGAAGAAUGUUUCAUGAGCAUGAUACCAUGAAUCUACCUAACCAUUCAGUAAAGAGGACUGUUUCAUUUUGGAACGGCGUAGCUGAACGACUCUAAUUCAGACCCCUAACCUUUUUUUACAAGCAACCUGAUGUAUAAGCUAUCAUAACGGUUUUGGCUUUGCCGCGUCGCGUCUUCCUAAAAAAGACAGAUCAGUCAAAACUCGAUUACGUCUGCUCAAAAGUUGGCCCUAAGUCGGGCCAGAAUGACGCCAUAAGAGCAUUUAUAAUUUUUUUUUAUAUUUGUGUGAAAAGAACAGUUAGUAUUUUCAUCAUGAACCUAAUUUCUUUGCUAACAUGCGAAGAACAAUGAUUUAAUCUGUUUCAAACUAUGACAUGGCUAGAUUGGUAUGUGGACAUCUCAAAACAAUUGAUGAUCAUAAUUCUUCUAUUAAUGCAGAAAAAGCCUGUGGAAUCACUUGCAACCUGCUACAAAACGGUUUUGGUAGAUGGGUCGACGGAGUGUGGUUGCCUUAUACUGGUAUGUGUUCUACUGGACGAUUUUUAAUUUUCAAAUGUAGCACCUUUAAAUGGCUUGUACUCUUCCACUGGACAAUAGUUACUCAUAAUAAUCAUACAAUUUUUAAAUGGCGUAUGUUCUAUACAAGACAUUUUUAAUUACUACGUGUACAACUAUACUAUUUUCUAUAGAGGAUAACACAACAGCAGCAGUAGAGAAUUCCUUUACGGGGGCAGAUACACUGUGGAUAUAUGGUGAUUCCGUGGCCCAGAAUUUCCUGAAAUCACUGAGAUUGCGAGGAAUUUGUAAAAAGAUUUUCAAAAAGUGCAAAGAUUCAUACAUGUGGAUAUACGAGGUAUGAAGCAACAGAGUUCGUAUUCCACACAAAUUAAUUAAAACUGAAUACUGUAAAUGAUCAAAUAGACUUCCUCCCUCGUAUAAACGCCUCUUGUCUAAUAAACGCCCCCUCUAUUAUGUUAAAGGACUUUUGAGUUUGUAUAAGACGCCCCUCUUUAAUACUGGGCCUCCUCUCUAUUAGACGUCCCGGCCUAUAAGACGUAUCAAUAAAUGGACUGGAUGCCCCCUGUGUAUAUACUGUUGUGAUGUAUUCGCCAAAGCCUAUUAGUUUUCUGAAGUUUUUUACAGUCGUAGAAUAAAGGCGUCAAGCUUUAAACGCCGCCCCCAUCUCUUAAAAGCGCUGACUUGGGAUUCUCAAAUUAAAUAGACUUUCUCGGCGUCCAUUAGAUCAUUUACGGCAUCGUCGAUAAUUUAUUAACGGCGCAAAUAACGGCUGAUCAACCAAUUGCAUUGUUUGCGUUCCUGAGGGUUAAAAGGUUUAAACUCUUGGGUUGUGGCCUUCAGACCACGUAACACAGGUUGACUGUUUCAUGCAAGUUUCACCAACCGAAAAAUAAAAUCAAGAAAGAAAAAAUGAUUGUGACAAGAAAAGUACAUGUGCAAUUUACCUGGUAUCCCUAAACAAAGAGUCGGUUUAAUAGAGGUAAUAAAGUCACUGGAUAAAAAUUCCUCUAUUGGGCCACGACCGCUCAAUGAUGUCUGGUUUGCAGUAAGUAAGGGAAAAAAAAUGGUUUUGAACACUUAUCUUCACAUAGACACAAAUGAUCUUUUCGUUUCGGGAGAAUCUGCUGAAAGAGAGAGAGGGAUGAACCAAUUUUUUUUUCUAAAUUUUAUAUCGUAAUCUUGUAUAUUUCUAUAUUUUUUCAGCUUACCAGUGUAGAAGAGGCCAAGUCAAAGUUUCGUCCAAACGAUUUCAACAAAACAGUUAUCCUUCAAUAUUUGACGAACAUUCUUGAUUCACCCGACAUGAGAAGACAAAACAGUGUGUUCUUAUUUAACCUUGGCGUUCAUUAUCCAAUAUCACUUAAUUUCACAACUUACAGAGACCUCGUGGAUAGCGUGAUAACACUGUUAAGGAGAAAGGUUGAGGUUCAACACAAUAAUAAACCCAUUGUUAUAUGGAAAACAACAACAUCCAUUGAAAAAGAAAAGACUCAUUUAAUGUUUGCAGAACUUCCGAAGAAUAAGACUCAUUGGAGAUUCCAUACACAUCAGGUAUAGCAGCAGGUAUUAUUCAUUCAAAAUAUUUCACCGUUUCUGAUUGGAUCAAAUAUCCCCCGCGGCUAAUUCUUUGGCCUUGGUGGAUACUGCAUAAUUCAUCUUGUUAUAUUCGUAGACUUUCCCUCAACUAAACAGGGACUGCCAUUGGUUGAUUCUUGGUCACAUGGCCUCGACUGAAAUCAAAUGUAGCCCGAUCGUGAUACAUUAAGCAAUGUACCGCGCUCUGAAUACAUUACAGCAGGUGAUCAAAGCACGGUGGAAUGGCGUGACAGAAGGCGGGAAAAACACUGCCAAAUUUCUUUUUCGUGAAUGAACACAACAACACAAACACGAAGGCCCAAGCUAAAAAGCAACGAUUUUUAAAGUUAUCCCAGAUAGGGAAACAGCAGCUAGUGGACGAAAAAGAUGCAGAUAAUAUAAGGAAAGUGCUUUGUAAAUCAUCCAUUCAGUAGUUUUGAGAAUUAAAUUUGUGUUGUUAUAACUACCGAGUCGACUGUUUUGGUUCGCUCCGGUUAUUCUUUUGUUGCUGUUGAAUUGAAAGUCUAGAAAAUUAAUAAAACAAAGCAUUUUUUUAAAAUACCUUUCUUUGCGAUGCUUUCAUUGUUUUUAGCUACUGUCAAUACUAUGAACCGAAUUAUUGGUUGAGACUGAGAAUGGUAUACCGCAGUAAUAAAAGAAUCAGCCAGGAAAUUAAAGGCAAUUAGAAACGAAGAACUAUUUUGAACGAAUAUUAAUUAAUUUUUAAAUUAAUAGCUGUCGUUAUUUCUCUUGUUAUUGUCAUCUUUAUCAUUAAAGUAGUUGUAAUUGUAACUGAGAAUGGUAUACCGCAGUAAUAAAAGAAUCAGCCAGGAAAUUAAAGGCAAUUAGAAACGAAGAACUAUUUUGAACGAAUAUUAAUUAAUUUUUAAAUUAAUAGCUGUCGUUAUUUCUCUUGUUAUUGUCAUCUUUAUCAUUAAAGUAGUUGUAAUUGUCGUUGUGUGAUAUGUGUGUGAUUUUUUUUAUCAUCAGAGACUGGAGUUGUUUCAUAAAUACGCGACUAACGCCAUGUGCAAAGCUGGCAUUCCUGUGUUGGACGUGUAUCCAAUGACUGCUUCGUAUCCUAAUGGCACACUAGAUCAUGUGCAUUACAAUGCAAAUGCGCAGAGAGCAGCUGAAGAUCAACUAUUAGCAUUUAUGAUGGAGGAAAUGAACAAAACUUCCAGUUGAAGAGAUCACGAGUUGACUGACGGGGAGUCUUCACAUGGGUUAUAGCAACACAUAACGUUUACAAGAAAGAAGAGGCAGUUCGUCAGUGUUCGAGCCACUAACCAAAUAAUUUACAAACGUGCGUUGGACAUGAGAUGGCAGACAGCGAUCAGACACACAGUGGCGAGGUAGUUUUACAGAUAAUCACAUACCAGAGGAAAUGCGUUACGGUGUAUCCUCCCCUCCACGUACCCAACGCAAUAAGCUUGAGUGAAAAAGGCC